Molecule: messenger RNA, 1826 nt
Organism: Aspergillus campestris IBT 28561
Lineage: Eukaryota; Fungi; Ascomycota; Eurotiomycetes; Eurotiales; Aspergillaceae
Exons: 1
Coding region: 14-1789 (591 amino acids)
Source: RefSeq, a predicted model, not a curated record
UUUCGAUGCCACCAUGGGAAAGCCAAACAAGCCAAGGAAGCCCCAGACACCGCUGGAUCAACUGCCGAUCCAAGCGAGGCUUAAGAUCAAAAAUUACUCGCCGGAUGUCUGCGAUGCGGCGAUUAAGGGGCAAGAGAUUCCAGUCGCACUGGGCUAUGAGCUGACGCGGUUCAGUGUGAUCCGGGGCAUCCGACACCAUCACGGCUUCGCCCAGGAGCUGCACGGAGUGACUCCCGAGUUCACUCGUGCUUUGAAUGCCCGCGAUAUCAUGAGCGGGAUCAUUCCCACCAUAUCACACCCGGAUGAGACUCCUUAUUGCAUUUGGUAUCCGGAUAUCCCAACGGAGCAUACCCUGCGAGCUCUGGUUCAGCGCUAUCCCGAUAUGAUCUAUCAUGCUGCUCGUGCCUGUGCCAUCGCUGGAUACAUCGACCUAUACAAGGAGCUCGAUCCUGUCCCAGAGGUCCAUGUCGCAGAGGAAGCCAGUCAUGCCGGGAUUCAGAGGAGCAACAAGGGAAGCCAGGAAAUUGCCCGGCGUAUAAUAUCCCAGCCAGUGAAAUUCGCCAUUAUGAACGACUACACAAGAACAGUGGAUAUUGCCAACCCUCGAAUCGCAUUCUUGAAUGCUGACACCGCUGUUCAUUCCAGUCUCGCGGCCCGACGGAAACACCUAGAGCCUAGGGUGCUGGCCAAUUUCUACCGAAGUUCCGGCAACCCUUAUUACCCAUCUUCCUACUUCAAUAUUACAGAAGACUGGGGUAUAGACGACCAUAAUAAGGGGGAGCCCGAGCCCGCGGAGAGCUACUUCCCCCUUUUAUAUGAGCCGCUGCCGAUGGACCUUCCACCCAUCAAUAAGGAUAAAUUGAUCCUGAUGGCCGCACAUUCCGGUGAUAUUGAUCGCUACAGCCGUUUGUCCAGACCGCAAAUGAUCUCUGGCGAGUUUUACUGUAUCGUCUGGGCUAUAUACCACCACCCUUUUUGGGCGAAGUGGUGGAGCAUGCAGGUCCCUAAGCAAACAAGCUCGCGGUUCUCGAAAUUUGAGGAAACGAUGAUCCAGCGGGCAAUCAAUGCUCGCCGCACCAUGUCCGAUGAUGUGACAUGGGUUACGCCGGACACACCGAAAGAUUUGCUCCCGAGAAAUAUCUGGUUUCCACGGCUGGCUUGUCCAGAAUCCUAUGAGAGGCUGGCUCGCAUCAGGCCCGACAUGCUGUGGCCAUGCCUCUACGCCUGCAUUGUCGCCGAUUACUCGGACCUGUGGGAUAAGCUCUUACUGCUGCCAUCUUCUGCCACACUCGCCAUCGGUGAGAUGAUGCCGCCGGUUUCCGAAGGGAGCGAGGCCCAGAAUCUGAAGCUUCAACAACUUUCAAAAGUAGUUGACAAAAUACUAUGGCAGGAAGCCAAAACGUCGCGCAACGAUCAUUACCAGUGCGAUAUCAAAGCGGCUAUCCCCGACCAACUAGAAUCGCUCGAGCCCCGCCCAGGUGAUGCUCCUGCAUUGAUGUUUCAACACUCCUCACGGGAACUAUACACCCCUACAUCAGAUAGGAGCUCUAGAUUCGUGUACAGAAAUGAUCCCGUUUUUGUGUCAGUCUUUGAUUGGGGCCGGUGUAGCCCUGAGUACGAAGUGUAUGACGGCGUAGCAGUCGAAAUCCCUAGUAUAGAUUUUGCUGUGUUUGCCAGGGAUGCUGUUGGCGUGGACCAUGAUGUUUGGAAGGAGAAGGGGAACGCUGAUCUCCAAAUGUACGAAGUGUACGAGUUGCUGGAAAAAGAACAUCUUGUCACUAGCGUCUAGCUGAGACCUGUUUUGUCAGACAUGCACACUGAACCCC